Molecule: messenger RNA, 1299 nt
Organism: Girardinichthys multiradiatus
Lineage: Eukaryota; Metazoa; Chordata; Actinopteri; Cyprinodontiformes; Goodeidae
Gene: taco1
Product: translational activator of cytochrome c oxidase 1
Exons: 5
Coding region: 234-1118 (294 amino acids)
Cellular component (GO): mitochondrion
Source: RefSeq, a predicted model, not a curated record
CAGGAAGUAGUAGUUCCACAACAAGGGCCGCUUCCUGUGUGUAUUCUCUCAGCUGGCAAACUUCAGGCUGUCUUAUUUCCUGUUUUUAUCAGAGCGGUUGAUUUUAGUUGGAUGACUGGUUGAAGGACGCAGAGCUGCGGCUGUAUGAAGGACGUCUGUCUCCACAUGUGCAGCAGGAGUAGCGCCGGUGGACCUCUGUGCUCUCUAACUGCUGUUGUCUGGGUGUGAAGGGCAUGCUGAGGCCCACGCUGCUCGGGGCUCUGCGGACCCUGCGCCCACCGACCCUGGUCGGGGCGGCUCCGGUGCAGCCCGUCCCCCUGUCGGCUUCAUGCAGGCUGUCCCAGGUGUGGAGGACGUCUCCUGUCCGCUCGCUGCAGCUGUGCUCCGGUUUGUGCGCUGGACACAACAAAUGGUCAAAGGUGAAGAACAUCAAGGGACCGAAAGACGAGGCGAGAGGAAAAAUGUUCAUGAAGUUUGGGAUGUUGAUAAGAAUAGCAGUGAAGGAGGGUGGAUCCAACCCGGACCUGAAUAUAAACUUAGCCCACCUACUGGAGCAGUGCAGGAGCAAGAACAUGCCCAGAGCAUCCAUAGAUGCAGCAGUCAAGAGUGCGGAAAAGGCCAAACCAGCAGCCCAGCACAUGUUCGAAGCGCGGGGGCCCGGUGGGUGUAUGCUGCUCAUUGAAGUUCUGACGGACAACAACUCACGGACCCACCAGGAGAUCAGACGCCUGCUCAACAAGAACGGAGGGAUGCUGUCCGACGGAGCUCGUCACAGUUUCAACCGGAGAGGCGUGGUGGUGGUGCCUGCUCAGAGCGUCUCCGUGGAGACAGCUCUGGAGAUGGCCAUCGAGGCUGGAGCUGAAGACGUCCAAGAAACUGAGGAUGAAGAAGAGAAGCUCCAGCUGAAGUUUAUCUGUGCUAUGUCAGACCUUAACAAGGUGCGGGGCUCACUGGAGGGACUGGGAUUACAGAUCACAUCUGCUGGUUUGGAGUUUGUUCCUCGCAAUCACUCUUCCCUGGAUCAGGAGCAGAUGGAAGCUGCUUCCACUCUCAUAGAGGUCCUCACUGACUGUCCAGACGUAGUGAGAGUGUGGGACAACAUCCAGGCCGACAGCUGAGACGUUUGUGGGGGGGGGAUGGGACACUGCAUAUUUGAAAUACCUCAAGGAUUUGCCAUCCGAGACCCUUUUAUAGGAGUGUGACCUGGAAGCUAUGCAUGUAGUCACAGGGAGGAGACAUUUUCAAGAGGCCGUUUUGGAAGUUUUAUGUGUGGAGAAAACAUUAAAAAGAAUUUCUGUG